AUGAUGAAGACUAGAGCUCUAAAAAAGAAGAACGAAGAUUCAAUGAAUGAGGAGACUGAGGAAAGCAAAUAUAUUCAUGCUCUACCUUUCCCCCAUAAGCCAAGAAGAGAGAAGCUGGACAAACAAUUUGAGAAUCUUCUAGAAGUGCUCCAGCAGGUGCAUGUUAAUCUACCUUUCACAGAGGUACUCUCACAAAUGCCAUCAUAUGCCAUGUUCUUGAGGGAGAUAUUGUCCAGCAAGCAAAAAGUGGAAGAUACUUUGGUUGUCAAGCUCACAGAGCAUUGUAGUGCGAUUUUGCAAAAUAAGCUCCCUCGAAAGCGUGGAAAUCUAGGAAGUUUCACUAUACCUCGCUCUCUAGGAAGUACAAACUUUGAAAAAUCUUUGUUUGAUUCAGGUGUUUCUAUUAAUCUUAUGCCCUUGCCUAUUUUCAAAAAACUUGAGAAAGAAAUUGGAGCAAUCAGAUCUGCACCUGCGUCUUUGCAGCUGGCGAAUCAGGCCAUAAUAAUACCCGAAGGAACAAUGAAAGAUGUGCAAGUUUAG
Molecule: messenger RNA, 540 nt
Organism: Nicotiana attenuata
Lineage: Eukaryota; Viridiplantae; Streptophyta; Magnoliopsida; Solanales; Solanaceae
Exons: 1
Coding region: 1-540 (179 amino acids)
Source: RefSeq, a predicted model, not a curated record